Messenger RNA from Sorex araneus (European shrew), 1299 nucleotides. Its product is annotated as tripartite motif-containing protein 75-like. The transcript is spliced from 3 exons. Lineage: Eukaryota; Metazoa; Chordata; Mammalia; Eulipotyphla; Soricidae. Gene Ontology annotation, molecular function: zinc ion binding. Bases 1 to 1299 code for a protein of 432 amino acids. The record is from RefSeq and is a predicted model, not a curated record.
AUGGCCCUGGCCGCCGCCCUGGCCGAGCUGCACGCACAGGCCCGCUGCCCGCUGUGCCAGGGGCCCCUGCGCGCGCCCCUGACCCUGGACUGCGGCCACAACUGCUGCAGCUCGUGCCUGCGGCGGCGCUGGCAGCACCUGCGGGAGCCCCUGCCCUGCCCCGUGUGCCAGCACCCCUGCCCCCGCGAGCCCCUCGGGCCCAACACGCAGCUGGCGCUGCUGGCCGACCUGGUCAGCCUGCUGCCCGGCCGGAGGCCCAAGGGACAUGCGCCAGAAGCUCGAGGCCGUUGUGCCACGCACCGCCAGCCCUUGAUCCUCUUCUGUGAGGACCACCUGGAGCUGCUGUGUGGCAAGUGCGGCGCCUCUGCUGCCCACCGCGGCCACCGCCUCACGCCCAUCAGCGCCUCGGCUGCUCAUCACAGGACCAAGCUCAAGGGCUACCUGGAGCCUCUGGGCCAGCAGCUGGCAGAGGCAGACGGGCAGUUAGAAAGGCAAGAUGCAGAGUUAGGUGAAAUCAAAGACCAGCUGAAGACGCAUAAGGAGAAUGUGUGCCGUGAAGCCCACCAGUUGAAGCAUUUCCUGAAAAGAAAGGAGUGUGCCAUUGAGAAUAAGAUGUUUCGGGAACUGUCCCAUGUUUAUCGAGACUUGUUGAAGAACAAAGCCCAACUGUCCCAGUAUGCCCAGACCCUGAAGAAUCGGCUGAUGGACGCCAAGCUGUUCUCUCUGAAGGCCGACUCGGACCUCCUGGCAGAGGGCAGCGAUGUGCACCUGGACUGGCGUGAGUGUUUGAGCACGGAGCUCCCCUCGGUGCCUGCCAUCAAGUAUGAAAGGGAGAGUCUCUAUCUCCCCCCACAUUACAUCGGCUUGGACAACAUGGUAGCCAAGUUCCAGGUGAAUUUGACAUUGGAUCCUGAGACUGCUCACGGGGAUCUCCACAUCUCCCAGCAGAGAAUUGCCAGCUGCUGCCAGAAGGGCACGAAGCCCACCAAGACCCCUCCUCCCCAGGCAUUCACCUCUCACGUAGCUGUCCUCGGGAUGCCGGGUUUUUUGGGCGGAAGGCACUUCUGGCUGGUGGAAAUCCGAGGUCCAGUGUCCUCCAUGGCCGAGCCCGCCUGCCGACAGGACCGACGGUGCCAGCAAAUUGGCGUUUUUCUGGACUACGACUUGGGAGAAAUUUCCUUUUACAACUGGAGCAAGAGAACCCACUUAUGUACAAUCGCAGAAGACAGGCUGCGCUGGAGGAAAGAGGAGUUUGGAGCACAGCUGCCUUGGACUCAGCAGAACCCAGAUAUGAGCUGA